UAUAGAUUAGAGGGAAACAUAGUCGUCGAUAUUACUGUAAAUAGCCAAAUCGGUCAUUAUUUUCCUAAAAUACUAAUCGAUUUAGGACAGCCCAUCCUUUAUAAUAAUAAAUCUUGUACAACUGGUAUGUCUCUCUAAUUAAAUUGCCAAUAACAUCUAAAUUUUAUUGUCGUUCCAAGAGGUAAAAAGUUGAAAAAAAACAAUCAUGAGGGAGGAAAUGUCAUACACUGGCGGGGUCAAACCGAUGCCCAUUGCAGGUCGUAUGGUUCGUCAACGUGAACGUCUUCUUGGAAUGACUGAUGAAGAACGAGCUUGGCGUGCACAAUGGUUAAAAGAUCAGCAUUUAGCUCCUGAGGAGCCCGUUCCUAAUCCGGAAUACUACAAACAACGUUAUAAUGCGUUUAGAAGAUUUUAUAGAUGGCCCUUAGAUCAGCUUGAAAAUUUUUUAACACCCAAAAUAGGAACUGAUUGGGCUUAUUGCUGUCGUCACGGAAUAAGCAAAACAUUUUUUGCUCUCAUGUUUACAUAUUAUAUGGUUUAUUACUUCAAGUAUAAUUCCAAUGAUUGGACAAGAGUUGGUGGAUUAAAAGUGUCAAUGUCAAGACCUGUCAUGUAUCGUGACGAUCCGAACUUUCCAAAUUUCCAAGAAAAAACUACAAGAGAAUUCGCUGAUUAUGGUUUCAGUAAAUCUCCACUUUAAGUUAGAUUUGGUUGUAAAUAUAGUAUAAUGAGGAAUAAAUGUGUUAAAUAAUAUUAAA
This is a messenger RNA of Chelonus insularis, 758 nucleotides long. RefSeq names its product NADH dehydrogenase (ubiquinone) B17 subunit (gene ND-B17). The record is from RefSeq and is a predicted model, not a curated record. Gene Ontology annotation, biological process: mitochondrial electron transport, NADH to ubiquinone. NCBI's taxonomy places the organism in Eukaryota, Metazoa, Arthropoda, Insecta, Hymenoptera, Braconidae. Bases 206 to 700 code for a protein of 164 amino acids. The transcript has 2 exons.